GUCUGCUUUUUUUUCUUCGUCCAUCGCCGCCCCCAGCUUAUUUCUUUCUCUCUCUCGUGGCGACGCCGGGGCGGCCGUCGCUGCCGCCUACGGUGCCCAGGUCUUCCUGCCCCCCCUUCGCCGGCGCCGAGCACGAGAAGAAUUGUAGUUGCAUCCUAAGCAUGGACUGUAAUAGUGAUGAUCUUGAUAAGCAGAAUGAAGUGACGGGAUCUCGAGUAUUCAUUCCUCAAGAUGCCCAAGGGGUUAUCCUUGCUUUUCUUCCUGGCAGGGAUGUUGUCAAGCUCCGCAGUGUGUGCAAGUUCUGGCUAGAGUGCGUUGAAGAACAUAGUUUUAUGGACCGUCACCUGAAUAAUGCUUGCCGCUACCACCAGUCCAUUGCUUGUUUCACCUCGCUUGAUCAUGGCCUAGUCCACAUGUACACAUUCGAUCCUGCCACAAUGAAUUUCAGAAGUGUGGAGCUCGUGUUCUCAAGUAGGUUUAACAUGUCAGCCCCCUGCAACGGCUUGGUGUGUGCCUAUGAUAUAAAAGGCGAUGCUGAGGUCUUGAAUCCCACAACAAGGAAGCAUUUGAGGCUCCCAGAUUCAGCACUCAAGUCACGGUCUCUUUACUCUGAAUAUUUUGUUGGAUUCGUGCACUCCACAAAACAGUACAAGGUGGUCUCUAUCCGUCACCAUGUGCGGUUCUUGACAUUUGAAAUCUGCACUAUUGGCACACCGUCGUGGAGGACAAUACAUGAAUCUGCAGAGCUCCUAGUGGCAACGAAGGCAGUCAUUGUUAAAGAUGGCAUGUAUUGGCUACUUCUCGAUGAGGCUUCCUCCUAUUCGUCUCGAGAAAUCCUGACGCUCAACCUGACAGACGAGAGGUUCUCAAAAAUUGCCAUCCCAGAUGCUGUAAAAAGCCACAAGUUGGAACUAUUCGAGGGGGAAGGAAAGCUCCGUUUGUUGUCGACACAUUCCGAUGGAUCUAGCAAUAUAGUGUCAGAUAUUUGGGUAGCGGACUUGGCUGGUGAAGACUGGAUCCACUUGCAGACUAUCAUCCCCCUGACGCAUCUGGGCAUAAGCCCGUUUUUCCAGCUCAAGACGAAGGUCUUCUUCGGCAACCAGAAGAGACUCCUCUGCGUAGAUCUUCAGGACGGUACGGUUUCAUACAUCAACAUGCCUUCCGGUGAGACUUUGAUAUCCUGUGGCAUGUUUGUGGAGAGCUUUGCGCCUGCCGCGACAGGCCUGGUGAGCUCGACUGCGUCAUAUGGUGACCGCUCUCGUCUGGCUGAACCGUCCAUGGCGGACCCUGGGCCAUCUUUCCGUGGCGCAGGGUCAUCCUCGGCAAGCCGCGGACGGUCUUCUGGUCUCACCGGAUGGUCCUCAGCUGACCUUGAGCAGUCCUUCAAGAGAACGAAGAGGACGACAAACAUGCAGUGGAAGAUAUCGAAACAUAGAGCAAUCUAGGAGCGCCUGGCAUGGCCUAUGGAUUACCCUCUAGACUGUACAGCAGCUGUAAUUUUUUCUGUAGGUGGGUGCAAUGCUGUACUUGCUCAUUGCUAUGGUACCACUGGAAGCAACCAUGGCAAUGGGGCGGGGAAUACAAGAGGAAAUCAAUCAAUAAAUGUCAAGAUCAAGGGGUGGCUUUGACUAUAACCCCUCUUUUGGUAAAUGUCUGGUGGUAGUUUGCUUCGUACUUGUAUAAACUGUAUCUGUAUGUGUGCGUCGCAAUUUGUAAACAAACAGGACGAGUAU
Zea mays is the source of this 1733-nucleotide messenger RNA. RefSeq lists its product as uncharacterized. Gene Ontology annotation, molecular function: protein binding. NCBI's taxonomy places the organism in Eukaryota, Viridiplantae, Streptophyta, Magnoliopsida, Poales, Poaceae. Bases 162 to 1445 code for a protein of 427 amino acids. The record is from RefSeq and is marked predicted. The transcript has 2 exons.